Messenger RNA from Salarias fasciatus (jewelled blenny), 3919 nucleotides. RefSeq names its product oxysterol-binding protein-related protein 7-like. The coding region runs from base 209 to 2998 and encodes 929 amino acids. NCBI's taxonomy places the organism in Eukaryota, Metazoa, Chordata, Actinopteri, Blenniiformes, Blenniidae. Gene Ontology annotation, molecular function: cholesterol binding. Gene Ontology annotation, cellular component: perinuclear endoplasmic reticulum; cytosol; plasma membrane. The record is from RefSeq and is a predicted model, not a curated record. The transcript has 23 exons.
AUAUGCGGCGGCCGGUGCAGCGCUCUUCACUCCGCUGUGGAGCAGGAAACAGGCUGGUGCGGCGAGCCGGAGGCUCUGCUGGACUCCGUCCUCGUCUCGGUUCUCCGUGGAUCUGUGCUGGAUCGGCCUCUCGGACGUCUCGCCGCUCAGUGCCGUGUGCUUUGCCAUGAGACUGGCCCCCCUGUGAGGCCCCCCCCCCCGUCUCCACAUGCAGCGCUAUUCUCACUUCGUGGCCCCCAUGGACCCCCAGGUGUGCCCGCCGCCUCUGAACAGCAGCCAGUCGCUCAACAGCUUCCUGGACAAGUCCCCGGCGGCCAGCACCUUCAAACCGGCCCACUCCCGGAACAGCAGCUCGGGCUCCUCCAAACACCUGAAACAGACUGGUAACUGGGAGGUGCUGGACGACCUGCAGACCGCUGAGAUGUGCUCGGUUCCCGGAUCCUCUCUGGACCUCAGCAUCCCUGGAAUCUGUGAAGGCUACCUGAUGAAGAAGAGGAAGUACCCGCUCAAGGGCUGGCACAAGAGAUACUUCCUGCUGGAGAAAGGGAUUCUGAAGUACUCCAAGACCCAGCAGGACAUUCAGAGAGGGAAGCUUCACGGCUCUCUGGACGUCAGCCUGGCCGUCAUGUCCGUGAACAAGAAGUCCAAAGGCAUCGACCUGGACGCCGGGGACAACCUCUACCACCUGAAGGCCAAGAGCCACGACAUCUUCUACAUCUGGCUGACCAAGCUGUGCGCCCACCGCGUCUACAGGAAGAACGAGGCCAUGAGCGUCCACCGCGGCGUGCUGCACGCGCUCUCCCUGGGCCAGAGCACGCUGCCCGCCAUGUCGUCCCUGGCCCCGCCCAACAGAGCCACGCCUCCUCACUACGCCAGCUCAGCGUCGGUGUACAUCCCGGAGAUGGCGAGCCCCGCCCCCGCCGUGAACGCCAAUCCCGGCGUGACCAGCAAGGUGUCGGCCUGGCUGCAGCAGACCCACGACAUCGACGCCACGUCCAACGACCUGGCUCGCUGCCAGGCGGAGCUGACGGAGCUGGCGCAGCUCAUCCAGCGCCUCCAUUGGCUGGAGGGAGGCCUGCCAAUCACAGACACCGACCUAGAGAUGCGCAUCAGCAUGCAGAAUCUCUCUUUGGAAAAGCCCAAGAAGAAGACGGGGAGAGUGCUGGGUCACGCCAGGACCAUGUCCCGUGUCGAGGCCAUGGGAGGAAUGUUCACCUCCAGCCACCUGAGCACCAACAGCUCCGGCCUGGGAGCGUCUGUCCAGUCCAUCCCGGACUUCGUGUACUCUCAGCUGUCCAACCCUCAGGUCACCUCGCCCGAGGCCAAGAAGCUCCACCAGGACAUCUGCACCGUGUCCCAGAGGGUGCACGCCUCGCUGAAGUCCGUGCACGAGGUCCUGACCCUGGAGAGGGAGCGCCUGCGACAGGCCUGGACCGGGCCGGACAUGAGGCAGAACACCUCGCAGCAGCUCGCCACGCUGUGCAGCACGCUGUCCGAGCUUGACAUACAGUCCCAUCUGACCAAAGUCCACUCGCUUUCCCUGUCCUCUGACUCUACUGAGGAAUCCUUCUGCACCGUCCGGCCGGACCAGCGGACGCCGUCCUUGAGCCGUCACAGCCACCGCGCGCCCUCGGUGGCCGACUCCAUGGCGGAGUACUUUGACGCCAGCGAGGUGAUCGUGUGCGAGACUUCGUCGGAGGCCGAGGCGUCGGACGAGUCGGGCCUGAGCGACAUCACCACCACCAGCAACUCGGAGCCUGAGGAGGGCCACUCCACCGCCACCCUGAACUACAGAGCCAGUCUCAGCAACGAGCCCGGUAAACCCAGCCCGGUGCCCACCGAUACAGGUCGUCGCACCGUCCUUCCGGCUCACUCAACGGACAACAGCCACAUCGGCAUCAUGACCAUCCUGUACAACAACAUCGGUAAAGACCUGUCCAGAGUGUCCAUGCCGGUGGCCCUCAACGAGCCGGUGUGUCUGCUGCAGAGGCUCAGCGAGGAGCUGGAGUACACGGAGCUGCUGGACACCGCCAACCACAUCGACAACCCCUUCGAGAGGAUGGUUUACGUGGCUGCGUUCUCCAUCUCCGGCUAUGCCUGGGCGACCUGGAGGUAUCGCUACAAACCCUUCAACCCCGUGCUGGGAGAGACGUACGAGAGUCACAGGGACGACCGAGGUUUCCACUACGUCAGUGAGCAGGUCAGCCACCACCCACCCAUCUCCGCCUGCCAUGCAGAAUCCGAAAACUUCACCUUCUGGCAAGAUCAGAGAUGGAAGAACAAGUUCUGGGGGAAGUCGGUGGAGAUCAUCUCCAGCGGGCAGGUCAACGUUUCCCUCCCCAGGUAUGGAGAUCACUACGAGUGGAACAAGGCCGUGACGUGCAUCCACAACGUGCUGAGUCAGCAGCGCUGGCUGGAGCACUACGGCGAGGUGCUCAUCACCAACAAGAACAGCGACGUCUGCACCUGCAAGAUCACCUUCGUCAAGUCCCGCUACUGGAGCUCAGACAGCAGUAAGAACGAGGUGCAGGGCGUCGUUCUGGACCGGGCCGGACAGGUGGUCCACCGCUUCGGAGGCCUGUGGCACGAAGGCAUCUUCUGUGACACCCUGCCAACGCCGAAGUGCAUCUGGAAGCCCAACGUGCAGCCGGAUGACCACUUCGACUUCUACGGUUUCUCCCGCUACGCCCGGGAACUGAACGAGCUGACGCCAGACCUGAAGGCCGUCCUGCCUCCCACAGACACUCGCUUCAGACCAGAUCAGAGGCUCCUGGAGGAGGGCAAAGUCCUCGAGGCCGAUAAGAGGAAGGACGAGGUGGAGGAGAAGCAGAGAGAGAGGAGGAAGGAGAUGGCAAAGAGAGGGGAGGAGCACGUACCCAGGUUCUUCAGAAAAUCUGUGGACAAUGCUGGAAGAGAGGUGUGGCUCUACAACGGAACGUACUGGAAGCUCCGCAAAGACCCCGGCUUCUCCAAGCUGGAAAACCUGGACCUGUGGUAGGACGUCCGUCCGUCCAGCUGGUCGUCCGUCCAGUCGGCCAUUUGGGGCAGGCCGUCCGGAUCUCUGGUAGACCUUUGAUGGACCGUCGGCAGUCUCCAACCAGCAGGUCCUGAGGACUCACCCGCCUCUCGUACCGGACGGUGGAUGGUUGAUGGGUUACUCGGACAUUAGCAUGCCGCGGUAGCCACGGAGGCGUGGAGCAGCGAGGACUCUGGAAGCACACAUGAACCUCUUCUGGUGCUUCCUGGUGCCAUGUGGGGGUGACGUGCCUCCGUGGAACUCAUGAAGACUGAUGGCGUCUCUCCCGUUACUCGCCUACCUCUGCAUACGAAACUGUAUUCUACUUGAAUUCCACUUUUUGAAGCCUGCCUUUCUUCUUUUCUGUGGUUCUUUAGAAAAUGUUGGGUGUUAAUCAGGUUUAAUGUUCUCUCUGACGCCUGUGUUGAUAUGUAAAGUGUCUGAAAUCUGAACUGUGGGAUAAAUGUCAUGUGACGUCUUUCUUUUGUUGCUGUAACACAUCAGUGUGAGUGUUUUCAUCUCCUGACGGCUGAGAUGAACUGAGAAACGGAGGAAACGGUGAUCUGAGGUCUGCUGGGUGUAUUACGGGUGAACGGGUGUUGUCCUGCUCUCUUCCUCAGCGGGUCUUCUGGUUCGAUUCCCUCCGGUUUGGUACAGUGGGUGUCUGCAGGAUUACUCCUCCCCUCAUUUCUUCCUCGCUGUGUGAUUGGUCAAACAUGAGCUGACGGAGGAAGACUGCAUCUCGGGCGUUUACGCUCUGUUGAUACGAUGAAAUACUUUUUUAAAUUGAUGUUUCAACAAUGGAUUUUAAUGUGGAAAAGAGACUUCUGUUGAAUCCCUGUGAGAUUUGUUUUUUUUUUUCUUUGUGGUUUAGUUUCAAAUAAAAAGGUCCCUUAAUCAGCA